CAAAAGCAGAAUUUCGCUUUGCUCCUUUUGUUUUUGAGAGAGCAGAAAAGGAAGGGUAAAGCACAAUCUCCGACAUGGAUUUCUCAGAACAAGACGUCGACCUCUUUGGAGAAGACAACAACAACGACAAUAGUGAUGGCUCCCGCGAAUCAUCUUCCUCUCAUUCAUCUUCGUCAACGUCUUCCGCUUCAUCGUCGUCUUCGGCUUCUUCUUCCUCCAACGGCAGCGGCGGAGGCGGCGGAGACAGCAGCAGUGCUAGUGGAAGCGCUAGCAGCGGAGGAGAAGAGGAAAACGGUGAAGAAGUAAGCAAUGUUAAUAGCACUAAUUAUGGUUAUAAUGAGAAUAUCGAAAGGAGUAUUUUUGGAUAUGAAGAAGAUGAAGAAGAGGACGGAAACGAUCUUUUUGGGUCUUAUAAUGAAGUGUACUGUAAAACCCCUGCCACGAGCCCUUUCUCUAUUCCUGUAUUGCCUGUUAUUCGUAAUACUAAUAACCCAGGCAGAGGAGGUUUUGGACGUGGUCGCUGGCACAAUGAUAGAGGAGCUGGUAUCCUUGGCCGUCCUGGUUAUCCUCCUAGGCAAGGUUAUGGCUAUGGCAACAAAUUUGGUAAUGGAUAUCGUGAUGACCGCUUUGUUUCUGAGCUAAAGUUCUUAAAGAGUGAAGAGACAUUAUCUAGAAAAUGCAUUGCAUUUCAGGAACCAUGUGAACUUGCUUGCUAUAGUCGUGUAGAAGGUGGAGAUGUCUACUUUGAUGACCGCAGCUUGAGGCUUUUUAAGCGUCUUAUUACUGAAGAGAUUGGAGCUGAUCUCAAUCAAGGUUUUGAUACAUUUACUGAAAAAAAGGAAUUAGGUUCCGAGGGUUUUGGUGACCUUCUUGCUUGCAUAAGAGACAAAAAUAUCCCUCUUCAAAACAUUCAUUUUGUGACUUUUCGCAACAAUCUUAAUAAGAUAAUGGCUGCCGCUUACAUUAAAAAUGAGCCUUGGGAAAUGGGAGUGCACAAGCGGAAUGGUGUUGUCUAUCUCGAUGUGCAUAAACUGCCUGAGAGACCACGGAGUGAGUUGGAUCGUCGAAGAGGUUAUUGGGGGUAUUGUUUUGAGAGCCUUGCCACUGAAGAUCCAAGAAGUGAUGAUGGUGAAGGAAUACAUCAUGUUGAUGCCAAUGUUGAAUACUGUUCGUUGAUCAAAACCAAAUUAGGGGCUCACCGUAUUCUGAUGGGUGCUGAAAUGGAUUGCUGCGAUUCAACAGAUGAGGGAAGAAGAUUUUUUGUGGAGUUGAAAACAAGUCGUGAGUUGGAUUAUCAUACGGAGGAAAGAUAUGAAAGAGAGAAACUGCUGAAGUUUUGGAUUCAGUCAUUCCUGGCAGGUGUUCCUUAUAUUGUUAUUGGAUUUAGGGAUGAUUCUGGCCGACUUGUACGCACCGAAAGACUAAGAACCAAAGACAUCACUCAUCGAGUGAAAAUGAAGAACUACUGGCAGGGAGGAGUCUGCCUGGCAUUUGCUGAUGAGGUAUUGUGCUGGCUUUACGGAACAGUCAAAGAGAACGAGGACUACAUACUGCAGUUCGCACCACCAUUCAACCGGUUAGAGCUUCUACAAGCGCAGUCUUGCCCCAAUGCGAUUACUAACCACGUCGAACAAUUGUAGCCGUUGGCGGGCAUCUUGUUAGUUUGUGAUUCAGAUAGUUCAAAUACAGGAUUAAAGAGGAUGGUUUAUCUUUUUACCAA
Hibiscus syriacus is the source of this 1720-nucleotide messenger RNA. Its product is annotated as NAD-capped RNA hydrolase DXO1-like. Gene Ontology annotation, cellular component: cytosol; nucleus. Gene Ontology annotation, biological process: nuclear-transcribed mRNA catabolic process; NAD-cap decapping. The transcript has 13 exons. The record is from RefSeq and is a predicted model, not a curated record. Gene Ontology annotation, molecular function: mRNA 5'-diphosphatase activity. Bases 75 to 1640 code for a protein of 521 amino acids. Lineage: Eukaryota; Viridiplantae; Streptophyta; Magnoliopsida; Malvales; Malvaceae.